UAAAUUGUUUGUAGGGAACAAAAACGCAAAGUAUGGGAGUAAAAAUGGAUGAUUUUGAGACCUCCGAAUGUUCGGUUGACGAUUAUCACGAGCUCAAUGCCUCCGACGAAUACAAUGAAUUUCAAUGUUCAUCGUGCCUGAGAGAAGGUAAAAACAUAAAAGCAGAAGUGUUUUGUGUAGAAUGUGAUAAUUUUCUUUGCCAAUCAUGUUUGAAACAACACACUAAAUUUGUAUGAAGAGUCAUCAAAUCUUGAAGACAUCUGAAAAUCUUCGGUGUUCUGAUAAAAGGAUGAAUAGCACUUUGGUUUUACAUUCGCAAAGAUGCGAGGUGCAUCAUGGAAAACUUGUUGAUAUCUUCUGUCAGGACCAUAAUGAAGUUUGCUGUGGCGCAUGUGUCAUCAUUUAUCAUAGUUCUUGCUUACACAAGUUGUAUAUACCUAAAGAAGCUAAAGAUGCAGACGUGAUGAAAGAAGCAAAAGAUGCCGUAAUAAUUCAUAUGUGUAGUGAAAGACGUCAUCUUUUUGCAAAUUUGAAAGCACAGAAAAGUAAUCUUUCCAGCCAAAUAACUAAAAGUACCAACAAAAUAAUCAACCAUUUCAAAACACUUGAAUCGAAUCUCUUAUCUGAGCUUGAAGAUAAGGUAACUACAAUUGAAGAAGAUGUACAAUUAGAUAUAAACGACACAGAUAAAGUAAUUUCCACCCUACAACAUGAAAAUCGUCUUUUAUCAAAACAUAUAGCUGAAACUUUCAAGGUCAAUUCUUAAGAUGUGUAUGGAAUUGUUUUGUCUUACAUAAUAUAUGUUGAUAUGUCCGCCAAUAAAGAUCAUUAACUCUUUAAUUACAUUGUUACUAGGGUUAUUUACAGAGAAUUCAUAAUCUGGUAGUUAACAAUGUCAAUUCAAACCCUACCUGGGAUUAUUAUUUCUUUCGUAUGAGAAUGUCACCAAUCAAGCAUAUCGAUGGUCAGUGCUGCUACUAGUCAACUUAUCGUUCGCACAUGAAAAUAUUUACCGAAUGGUCGUGUCUGAGGUCUUCUGGUACCAUUAGGGCUAGAUAAUGGCUAUAUGACUUUUACAAAUGUUCUUGUAUCUAAAUAGAAAAUAAAUUGUUCUUACAUUGAUACGCAAAAAUAUUACAAAAAAUAGUAAAAACAAUAGAUAUAAUUAAAGGACGACUAGAUUUGAUUUGAUUUUUUUCAAGUUUAAUGCACACAACAAUACGAUGAGAUCACAUUAAAAAUGAAUGAAAUAAGACAAAAUCAGUUGUAUUAUUACAUGUAUUACAGCCAAAGCUUCCGAAAACAGUCAUUAAACAUUAAAUACAAUUUGUACAUGAGAAGAAGCAAACACAAACUGAACAAUGAAUAUACCUUUACUUGUGCUGGAAGACAAUUUUAAUCAUGAAUAAACAAUAAUAAAUACAAUAGCUAUACUUUAUGCUAGUACGUUUUUCAUACUCUUAUACUCUUUAAAUGACACAUUUAUUACAGCAUUCUGUUUUGUCUAUGUUUAUUAAAUUUGACAUUUAAUACGAUAUAUCAAUGAAACUCCAAAUUUCUAAUUUCUGUCUAUUUAUUCUAUCGUGAAGCCUCCUAGCUAACCCCAUUAGUAUCAUUAGUUUGUGUGUUACUUAUAAAUAUAGAUAAAGGUAAUUAUGUUUUGUUUAACAA
This is a messenger RNA of Ruditapes philippinarum (Manila clam), 1671 nucleotides long. RefSeq names its product tripartite motif-containing 13-like. The transcript has 2 exons. NCBI's taxonomy places the organism in Eukaryota, Metazoa, Mollusca, Bivalvia, Venerida, Veneridae. The coding region runs from base 233 to 766 and encodes 177 amino acids. The record is from RefSeq and is a predicted model, not a curated record.